Molecule: messenger RNA, 4043 nt
Organism: Lutzomyia longipalpis
Lineage: Eukaryota; Metazoa; Arthropoda; Insecta; Diptera; Psychodidae
Gene: mle
Product: dosage compensation regulator
Exons: 6
Coding region: 135-3881 (1248 amino acids)
Biological process (GO): regulation of mRNA processing; positive regulation of transcription by RNA polymerase II
Cellular component (GO): nucleolus; intracellular anatomical structure; ribonucleoprotein complex
Molecular function (GO): 3'-5' DNA helicase activity; ATP binding; double-stranded RNA binding
Source: RefSeq, a predicted model, not a curated record
CUUUACAAAGCUAAGAAAAUCAAUAUUUUGACUCAUCGGGCUCAUCAGCAAAAAGUUUUCUCUGCAUUUUGUGAGUAAAUUAAGUGAGAAAAGCAACUUCUUGGAUAUUCUCGGUGAUCUUAAAAAGAAGAAGAAUGUCUGUGGAUAUAAAAUCAUUCCUGCAUCAAUGGUGCUCCAAGGAAAAACUUGCUAAUCCAAAUUAUGACAUCCGGCCAACAGGCCCAAAGCAUCGUCAACGCUUCCUCUGCGAGAUCCGGGUACCGUCUAUCCCAUACGUGGGGGCUGGAAAUUCAACUAACAAGAAGGAUGCCGAGAAGAAUGCUUCGCGUGACUUUGUCAAUUAUCUCGUACGUGCUGGACGUGUUUCUGGGGCUGAUGUCCCUACGGAUGCCAUGGAGGGUGAUGCUAUCCCACGCCCAGAUCCAGGAUUAGCAGGUCCUCAUGGGGGUCCUCAGCAUCCGAAUGUCCCUGCAAAUGUGUUUCAAUCCGGAAUGGGCCCUUCGGAUUUGGGAGAAGCCUACCGUCCGGUUCAUCAGCAGGAUCAACGAGACUACGGUCCACAAUCCUAUCUGGAUCGUGCUGAGCAGCAGCUAAAGAUGGAGGAAGCUGAAUCAUUGGACGUGAAUGCAGCCAUUCAUGGGAAUUGGACCAUUGAGAAUGCCAAAUCAAAGCUGAGUCAAUUUCUGCAGAUGCACAAGAUUCAGGCCAACUACAAGUACACUCCCGUUGGUCCGGAUCACUCCAGGAGCUUCAUGGCUGAACUUACAAUCUACGUUAAGCAGCUGGGACGAUCAAUUACAGGACGUGAGACAGGAUCUAACAAACAAUCGGCUAGCAAGUCAUGUGCUCUGUCUCUGGUUCGUCAACUCUUUCAUUUGGGCGUCAUUGAGGCCUUUACAGGAAGUCUCAAGACAGCAAAGAGCGAUGAUCAGAUGAAGCCGUAUCAUGUUUGCAUAAGUCCAGAAUUGCAGCAGAAGAUUGAAGCCUGCUUAGCAGGACUGAAUAUUCAGCCGAUAAGUCCACAAGCGGCACCACGUAUAAAGCAGGAAGAUGGAACAAUGCAACCGUUUAGUCUUUUGAUCCCCUCCAAUGAGCCACGUGUCGAUCGGAUGCACCUACAAAAUCAGCCGGGAUCGGUGAUUUCGUGGUCACCACCCCAGCAAAAUUGGAACCCAUGGCUAGCGUGCAACAUUGACGAAGGCUACCUGUCCACUGCAACACUCGAUCAACUUAGUGAUGAUCUGUCGCAGAGUGACAAGGAGCGUAGGAUGAAUGAUACCCAACUGCAGGAGAUGCUAAUGACGCGUGAGAAGCUUCCAAUUUCCGCAAUGCGCAAUGAAAUAAUGGCAGCAAUCAAUGAUAAUCCCGUUGUCAUUAUUCGCGGCAAUACUGGAUGCGGUAAAACGACUCAAAUUGCCCAAUUUAUCCUGGAGGACUAUGUGAAAUCCGGACAGGGUGCUUGGUGUAAUGUCUGUGUGACACAACCACGACGUAUUAGUGCGAUUAGUGUGUCUGAACGCAUUGCCAAUGAGCGAAAUGAGAAUUUGGGUGAAGCCGUUGGGUAUUCCGUGAGAUUUGAAUCAGUUAUCCCACGCCCAUAUGGAUCAAUUCUCUUCUGUACCAUUGGGGUACUUUUGCGUAAGCUCGAGGCGGGUCUUCGUGGCGUCUCGCACGUGAUUGUGGACGAAAUUCACGAGAGAGACGUGAAUAGUGACUUUAUAAUGGUCGUGCUGAAGGAUAUGGUUCAUACUUAUCCGGAUUUGCGGGUAAUUCUCAUGUCAGCCACCAUUGAUACGACACUCUUCUCGGAAUACUUUGGUCGUUGCCCUGUGAUUGAGGUCCCAGGGCGUGCGUAUCCCGUUGAACAGUACUUCCUCGAGGAUUGCAUUGAAAUGACCAAUUUUAAGCCAUCCCCUGAUAGUAGGAAGCGCAAGAAGGACGAUGAUGGUGAUGAACCUCCUCCCACGACAAAUGAGGAAGCUGAGAAGAAUCUCAAUGUUGACAUUGGCCCACAGUAUUCACCAAGUACGAGGACUACAAUGGCUCAAAUGUCUGAGUCUGAAGUGAGCUUUGAACUAGUUGAGGCCAUUUUGAUGCACAUCAAGAAGAUUGGAGUUCCAGGAGCAGUUCUGGUCUUCCUACCCGGAUGGAAUUUAAUCUUUGCCCUGAUGAAAUUCCUCCAGAACACACAGGAAUUUGGCUCAGCUGGCUAUCGUAUUCUCCCGUGUCAUUCGCAGAUCCCACGGGAGGAUCAACGGAAGGUUUUCGAACCUGUCCCACCGGGUGUCCGGAAGAUUAUUUUGUCGACAAAUAUUGCUGAGACGAGUAUCACAAUUGAUGAUAUUGUCUAUGUCAUUGAUAUCUGCAAGGCACGCAUGAAGCUCUUCACGUCACACAAUAAUCUCAUUAGCUAUGCCACUGUAUGGGCAAGUAGGACGAAUUUGGAGCAAAGGAAAGGUCGUGCUGGACGUGUACGUCCGGGGAUGUGUUUCACACUGUGCUCUAAGGCACGCUUUAAGAGUCUCGAGGAGCAUUUAACGCCCGAAAUGUUCCGGACACCACUGCAUGAGCUGGCGUUGAGUAUUAAACUCCUUCGUUUGGGCUCCAUUGGGCAGUUCCUGUCGAAGGCCAUUGAGCCCCCACCGUUAGAUGCCGUGAUUGAGGCUGAGGUACUUCUCAGGGAGAUGAAAUGCCUCGAUCAUGAGGAUAACUUGACACCAUUGGGGCGUAUUCUGGCACGAUUGCCGGUUGAGCCACGCCUGGGAAAGAUGAUGAUCUUGGGAUGUGUCUUCCUCGUUGGAGAACCUCUAUCCGCCAUGGCGGCUUUCUCGAGCUCCUUCUCCGAGGUGUUCUCCCUCGAAAUGGGCCAUCGUCGCCUCAGCAAUCAUCAGCGUGCCCUCGGUGGUACCAAGCACUCCGAUCACGUUGCCAUGCUCGUAGCAUCGCAAAUGUGGAGCAGUGCUCGUGUAAAGGGGGAAGAGGCGGAGAAGAAUUUCUGCGAGUGGAAGGGACUCCAGCAACCCACAAUGCGUGUCACGCACGAAGCAAAGCGUCAAUUGAUGGAUUUAAUGCUACAAGCGGGCUUUCCGGAAGAGUGUCUCCUGGACUAUCAUGUGAAUGCCAAUGUUCCGGAUCCAGUACUCGAUGUGGCCAUUGGAUUGCUCUGUGUAGGACUCUACCCAAAUGUGUGUUUGCACAAGGAGAAGCGCAAAGUCCUCACUACUGAAUCCAAGGCAGCUCUCAUCCACAAAACUUCCGUCAACUGCACCAAUCUUCAGUGUACCUUCCCAUAUCCAUUCUUUGUCUUUGGCGAGAAGAUUCGCACACGAGCUGUGUCCUGCAAGCAAAUGACAAUGAUUUCGCCCAUUCACAUCCUUCUCUUUGCUUCAAGAAAGAUUGACAUGGUGGAUGAGAAAAUUGUACGUGUUGACAAUUGGUUGAAUUUUGAGAUGGACCCGAAGCAGGCAAGUCUCAUUUGUGCCCUGCGUCCGGUGAUUGAGAGUCUCGUGGUGAAAGCUUCAGAGUCUCCGGAUGAGGUUCUGCAGCAAGAGGAGGCGUAUGGGAAUGCAAUUGCCGCCAUUAAGGAUCUCUGUGUAAUGGAAGCGGGUGACCAUGAGAUAACACGCGACAAGGGGAUGCUGCCACAGGGAUUCAGACGACGUGAUGACGAUGGGCCACCAAAUAAAUUCCCCAGAGGUGGAGGAUUUGGUCGUGGUGGCUUUGGAGGUGGCUUUGGGGGUGGAUAUGGACGCGGUGGGGGAUUCGGAGGCCGCGGCGGAGGUUUCAGAAGGGGGGGCUAUGGUGGCUAUGGGGGAGGUGGAGGUUAUCGCGGUGGUCGUGGUGGCUAUGGAGGAGGAGGUGGAGGCUUUGGAGGUCAAUGAAUAUUCAUAUUAGUAGAAUAAUUAUGCAAAAUGGCGUCAGCAGACGCCUAAGACGGGCUUUUAAGUUGUAUUUCCAAAAAGUAACUGAAUUUAUGUAGUUUCUUUUUCAAAUUAUAAUUUUCUCAUAAAAUAAUCUUUAUUGAAUAAAUCAAUAAAUAUGGA